AUUCACCACCACCUUGUCGACAUCUUCCAGGCAACGAAGCCGCACGACAUCCUCCUCUUACGACUCACCGGACGACGGAAAUCUCGUAACCGCGCAAGAUGCCGAAGAACAAGGGAAAGGGAGGUAAAAACAGGAGACGUGGAAAGAACGAAAACGACAACGAGAAGCGCGAACUCACCUUCAAAGAAGAGGGUCAAGAAUACGCACAAGUCCUCAAGAUGCUGGGCAACGGCCGCCUCGAGGCGCUGUGCUUCGACGGCUCCAAGCGACUCGCACAUAUCCGAGGAAAGCUCCGCAAAAAGGUCUGGAUCAACCAGGGCGACAUCAUUCUGCUCUCUCUCCGAGACUACCAGGACGAAAAAGGCGAUGUGAUUCUCAAGUACAGCGCCGACGAGGCCCGAUCGCUCAAGGCGUAUGGCGAGCUCCCCGAGAGCGCGAAGAUCAACGAGACGGAUACAUACGGCGGUGAGGAGGAAGGCGGAAUUGGAUUCGACUUUGGUGAGGAUGAUGACAGUGACAGUGGGGAUGACAUCGAUGUCGAUGAUAUCUGAGGUGGGGAUGAGAGUGUGGAAAAGCCAGGCGACGGCGUCUGUGGUUCUACAGCCCGGCGGCGACGUUCGGCUGAGUGCGCACAGUCUACGAUCACGUUACGAAAUACUGUCUGCUCGCGGCCG
Zymoseptoria tritici IPO323 is the source of this 674-nucleotide messenger RNA. RefSeq lists its product as uncharacterized. Gene Ontology annotation, molecular function: RNA binding; translation initiation factor activity. NCBI's taxonomy places the organism in Eukaryota, Fungi, Ascomycota, Dothideomycetes, Mycosphaerellales, Mycosphaerellaceae. Gene Ontology annotation, biological process: translational initiation. The record is from RefSeq and is a predicted model, not a curated record. The transcript has 3 exons. Bases 99 to 551 code for a protein of 150 amino acids. Gene Ontology annotation, cellular component: cytoplasm.